Messenger RNA from Bombus terrestris (buff-tailed bumblebee), 1272 nucleotides. RefSeq names its product biogenesis of lysosome-related organelles complex 1 subunit 2 (gene Blos2). The transcript has a single exon. Lineage: Eukaryota; Metazoa; Arthropoda; Insecta; Hymenoptera; Apidae. Gene Ontology annotation, biological process: lysosome localization; endosomal transport. The record is from RefSeq and is a predicted model, not a curated record. Gene Ontology annotation, cellular component: BORC complex; BLOC-1 complex; gamma-tubulin complex. Gene Ontology annotation, molecular function: gamma-tubulin binding. The coding region runs from base 130 to 624 and encodes 164 amino acids.
AUAGGUAGCGCAAUACAAUAGCUAAUUCUCCAUAACUGACUUACGUCAGGGGAAUUACACGUCUUUUUGACGUAAGGGAGGUUAUAUACAUACCAUUCUUUGUUAGAAAAAUAAUUAUUUAUUGUGACAAUGACAUCCGUCAAAGAUUUGUUAAAAGAAGACGUUCAAAUUGAACAAUCUUUUAUGGAAAAUUCAGCAGAUCACAACUCAAGGUGUGGAUCACCAAAACGAGGAACUACGCUUUCGACAAGCACAAGUAGCUUCGAAGCAUUGGAUCCGCAUGAUCCAAAUCUUAGUCGUUUAGCUAAUACGAUGUUUCAAAAAACUGGUGAAUAUUUACAAGAGGAACUUACUUCCACUCAUGCCGACUAUCGUUUACUAGAACGAUUAAAUAAAGAAACUAUUGCGAAAUAUACCGAACUAAAAACAAUAUCGUCUAGUGUAGCUCAAUCUUUGGAUUCUUUAAACGAGAAAUAUAAAAAAUUACAACCAAUUUUAGAUAACAUCAAUGAAAUUGAUGAUAGUGUAACUAAACUAGAACAAGCUGCAUAUAAAUUGGCAGCAUAUUCGAAACGAUUAGAAGCAAAAUUUAAGGACAUUGAAAAAGAUACAAAAAGCAAGUAGAAUUGUAAUAGAUUAAGCUAAAAACAUGUUAAUUCGAAUAUUAUAUUAUUUAUUGUCCAAAUAAGAAAUAUAUUAAUAGAAUUAAGAUUAUAUUUUCUUUUAUGAUAAAAAUAAGAAAUAAGAAAGAACAACCAUUAAUUUUUAUUUUUGUAAUUAACUAUACUAGAAUACAGUCUCACACAGAUACACUUCUUUAUGAAGGUUUGUAAAAAUGUGUUGUGUGUUCUUUUUCUUACAUUAUAUCACAUAAUACAUUUCUAAUUAUAUUGUAUUCUACCUAUAAAUAUGUGUUAUUCUCUAUAUGGAAAAUAUGAGACCCAAUUAUAGAAGUUGCUAAAAAAUAAUAAAUAUGAAGUAAUUUGUAACAUAAAUAGAAGCCAAAAAUAAAUAUUCUUAUAUGUAACAAAAAAUAUAACUACAAUAUAUCAAUACAUAAUGCUUUCAAAAAUAAGAAUCUCCAUUAGCAUACAAUUUACUGAUUGAAAUUUGUUCGAAUUGUACAUAAUAUAAAUCUGUUCUUAUAAUUGUAUAUCAGACAGGCAUGGAUGUAUAUUUAAUAUUAUAACAGCACAUCAUUUUCCAAUACAAAUUUUCUUUAGAUAAUAAUUGAUUGUAUUACUGAAAUAUAUGGAAAGCGUAAUCAAGUAA